This is a messenger RNA of Agelaius phoeniceus (red-winged blackbird), 599 nucleotides long. The record is from RefSeq and is a predicted model, not a curated record. NCBI's taxonomy places the organism in Eukaryota, Metazoa, Chordata, Aves, Passeriformes, Icteridae.
GCCGCUGGGGCUGCCCACAGAGCCGGGGCGGGCGAAGGCGGCGGCGACGCGGGAGAGCACCGGGGCACUGAAGGCUUGGCUGGCACGGCACCCCAGGAACCCCUAUCCCAGCAAGGGGGAGAAGGUGAUGCUGGCUGUGGUCAGCCGGAUGAGCCUCACCCAGGUCUCCACCUGGUUCGCCAAUGCCCGCCGGCGCCUCAAGAAGGAGAAAAAGGCGAGCUGGGCCACACAGAGCGCCUCAGAUGGAGAGGACAGCGAGGGAGAGGGGGUCCCAUCGGGUGCUGUCCCCAUUCCCAGUUCCAGCCCCGUGCAGGAUGGGUGUGGGGGCAGCCCCGAGGUGAUGACAGCCCCUGGACAGGACAAGCAGCCCCAGAAACCCAAGAUCUGGAGUGUGGCAGAGAUGCUGGAAUCUUCACCCAGCAACAGCGAGUGUCUCCCCGGGGUGCCAGUGGUGCUGAAGCAGGUAUAGGACUGGGACAGUCAUGUCCUGUCCCCAAGGGCAUGACUGGAGAGACAGCCCAGCAGCUGCCUCAACAAGGAGAGUGGGAGAUGCGGGUGGGAGGAACACAAAACAGUAAUAAAUGUGACUCUGUCCUGGG